Messenger RNA from Phalacrocorax carbo (great cormorant), 2031 nucleotides. Lineage: Eukaryota; Metazoa; Chordata; Aves; Suliformes; Phalacrocoracidae. The record is from RefSeq and is a predicted model, not a curated record.
CUGCCCGCGGCGCCCCGCUCGGCCUGUUCGGAGCGGCAAAUGGCGCCCGCUCGGGGCUCUCCCCAUAGGCUGGCUCUGCGGGGCCCGGCCCAGCCGCGGGGAGCGCCCAGCCCGGCCCAGCGGCGGGCGGCGGCGGGAUGGUGGAGGCCUGGUACAUGGACGAGUCCGCGGGGGACCAGCGGGCGCCCCACCGCCUGCGGCCCAACCGCCCCGUCAGCCUGCAGCAGCUGCGCCGCCUCGGCGUCGUCUACCGCAGGUUGGAUGCUGAUAACUAUGAGACUGAUCCGUGUCUGAAAGAGAUUCGGAGGGCAGAAAAUUAUUCUUGGAUGGAUAUAAUAACCAUACAUAAAGACAAGCUUCCAAAUUAUGAGGAAAAGAUAAAAACAUUUUAUGAAGAACACUUACACCUAGAUGAUGAAAUCCGCUACAUCUUAGAUGGAUCUGGCUAUUUUGAUGUUCGAGACAAGGAUGACAAAUGGAUCCGGAUUUCCAUGGAAAAAGGAGACAUGAUAACCCUCCCCGCCGGCAUAUAUCACCGAUUUACACUGGAUGAGAACAAUUAUGUGAAGGCAAUGAGGCUGUUUGUUGGAGAACCCGUCUGGACAGCAUACAACAGGCCAGCUGAUGAUUUGCCUGCUCGGAAACAGUAUAUGAGCUUUUUGGAUGAAGAAGCACAGUAAUGGUGUCUGAGACCUGAUGGGUGGAACAGCCUGAAGCCCUGUCAGAAUAAAUGUGACUACUAGCUUUUCACUGAUUAGACUUCUACUUACGUAUACACUUAGCAUCACAGAAUUAUGGAAGAAGUUGGGUUGAAAGGUCAUUUGGAGGUCAUCUAGUCCAACCUGCUGUGAAGUACCAGGCCAACUUCAAAGCAAGACUAAGUUGCUCAAGACCUUGAGGUUUGGAAACCUCUGGUGGUGGAGGUUCCACUGUCUGGGUGCCCACUCCAGCACUUAGCUGCUCUUGUGGGCAAGCAUUUGUUCUUUGUGGCCAACUCCCUGGUUGCAGCUUGCGAUUGUUGUCUCUUGCACUUUCACUGAGUGCCUCAGAAGAGUCUGUCUGAAUUCUCCGCAGUCCCUUCUGUAGUGGGACACUGUAGUUAGGUCUCCUUUCAGCCUUCUCCAGGCUACACAAAGCAGUGUCCUUAGGUGGGCGUUCUGCACCCCAAGUAGUUAAGGAAGAUGUUCAACACAUUUUGCCCUAGUUUUGACUACUGAGGAAUGUCACGUGUAACCACUUGACAGUUAGACUUGAACCACUGGCUGUUUUGAGCUUGAUGGUCCAGAAGUUUUUCACCCACCUUGUAGUUCAUAUCCUCCGUCUGGCUCCCAGGCCACUGUGGGACACGCUGUUGAAAGCCUUUCUGUGGUCAAGGUGAAUGACAUCUGCUGUUUCCCUUCUGCCACAGAGCCAGUCCGUGCCUCCUAGAUGGCAGUCAGGAUGGACAGGCAGAAUGUGCCCUUAGUAAAUUGGUGUUGACUGGUUGUUCCCUGUCACCUGGUAUUUUGUGUGCCUGGAGUGGCACACAAUUCUUAUUCUGUAAUUUUCCUGGGGACUGAAGUGAGGCUGACUAGCCCAUAGUUCCCCAGAUCCCCUUUCUUGCCUUUUUGAAGGUGGCAGUAUCGUUUACCUUUUUCUGGUCAAAAAGGUUUUCAUGAUCUCUGUGACCUUUCCAAGAUGCCUGCAGCCUUGCAGUGACAUUACCUAGUUGCACUGACAGUUGCUCAGGAAUCCAUCUUCUAACCUUUUUUCCCCUUGGUAUUUCUGGCAGGUAGAAUUGGGAGAGGUGGGCUACAUUAGUAUUCAUUCUGCUCUGAAUCCAUGCUAAUGAACUAUGUAGGAUUCUAUUUUUAAUUAAAGAAAAUAAACCCUGCUUCAUUCUUGUCUAAAAAUGUUCAUAAGAAAUUUGCAUAAUCGGCAUUUUGGUAUGCAGCUUCCCAAGUUCUGCCCUGGUACAUAAAGCUGUGGUUUUCUGUCAGUAAAAUGUAGCAAUUUUCUCUUCUGAGUUAUUAAUAAAAUUACUUCGACUUG